Molecule: messenger RNA, 501 nt
Organism: Knipowitschia caucasica
Lineage: Eukaryota; Metazoa; Chordata; Actinopteri; Gobiiformes; Gobiidae
Source: the annotation of a GenBank genome assembly
AUGCUGCAAAUUAGGAGAUGGUGGUGUCUUGUCCUCCUACAGAACUUCCCCAUGCCGUCUAAGGAAACCAGAUUGCAGGAAAGAAAAAGACAGAGAAAGCAAAAAGGAAAACAGGAUCUGGAAGUGGUCCCUCCAAAAAGUAUUCGGCUUUCAGAAUCUGUCUCUGAAGCAUCAGCAAAGGCUGAGAGCUUGCCGGAAGUGGGAACUGGGAACGGAGAGGAUUCCCUGCUUAUGGACACCUUAACGGCAGCAAGGUGGUGUGGCACAAGAUCCUUCAAGGGAAAACUUUACCUUCCCCAGGUCAUCACCAUGAACAAGGAAGAUUCCUUGAGGGCAGUGGAAAUGCUGCGCAUGUGUGAUGGCCUGGAUGAAGAGUAUAAAGAAGACCUCAGUGAACCGUUCAUGUUCAUGUUUAGUUUGCAGGCAGACUAUGAGGAGUUCUGCAAGGAAAUGAUAGACAAAAGGCAGCUGCAGGUGUUUUCCGGCUUUGAAAUGAGAUAA